CAGAAAACAGAAACCUCUCCUACAGACCAUCGCCGCCGGCGCGCCGCUACCAUGGCCGCCGCCCGUGGCCAAACCCUUGGCCGGAGCAGCUUCUCCCGCACCACAUCCAACCCAGCGGCCUCCUCGUCGGGUGCUGCCGGCGUCAAGCUUGGCCCGAACGGGGCCGCCUUCGUCUCUUCGGGCAUCCCCGACCUCGACAGGAUUUUGGGUGGUGGGUUCCUUCUUGGCUCGGUUGUAAUGAUUAUGGAAGACUCUGAUGCACCACACCACCUUCUGCUUCUUCGAUGCUUCAUGGCACAGGGCGUUAUGCACAAGCAGCCCCUGCUCUUUGCAGGACCUUUGAAGGAGCCGCGAUUGUUCCUUGGUACCCUGCCUGCUCCUGUUUCGUCUUCGAAGGAGGAUGGAAGGCACAGAGUGAUGGGGGCUGGAGUAAGUAGUGAUGGACGAGGAAGUGAUGAGGGUUUGAGGAUAGCUUGGCAGUAUAAGAAAUACUUUGGGGAUGAGAAGGCUUCUAGUGCUGAACAUAAAGACAAUAAGCAAGAAUUCAGCAAUGAUUUUGAUUUGAGGAAGCCCUUGGAAAGGCAUUUACUUAAUGGGCAGAAUAUUGAAUGUGUAAGCACUCAAGAUGCAGACAAUCUCAGAGACCUCCAGGAUCAUUGUUCCACUUUCUUAUCCAAGCUUCCAGGAAAAGACGGUGGAAGUUUAACUGCUGGGAGAAUUGCUAUACAAUCACUCUGUGCACCCCAGUGUGGAUACUUUGAGAAGGACUGGGACAUGAUCCAAUUUAUCAGGUUGCUGAAGGCCAUGGUGCGCUCAUCUAAUUCUGUUGCUGUUAUAACAUUUCCGAGUGCAGUUCUGUCAAAUUCCUUUUGCAGGAGAUGGCAACAUCUUGCAGAUACACUGUUGUCUAUCAAAGCAAUUCCAGAUGAGGACAAAGACUUAGCAAAACUCCUCACAGGAUAUCAAGAUAUGGUUGGUUUUUUACAUGUCCAUAAGGUGGCACAGACUAAUAGCCAGGUCCCUGUGAUCUUAGAGGCAUCCACACUUUCUCUGAAGCUGCGUAAGAGGAGGUCACUGAUGCUAGAACGGUUGAACCAGGCUCCAGUCGAUGGGUCAAGCGGGCCUUCAUCUGCUGCAUCAGGCAGUUGCUCAUCGUCACAAGGCUCACAGCUUGAUUUCUAGUUCAGAUUCAGAUGGUAUGACAGAUCUAACUCUAAGAUGGAGCACAGCUGUGUUACAUACUUGUUACUCUAGAAAAAUGCAAAUGUUUGAGGUUUAACUCUUAGGCUGGAGAUAGUUUGAUGGCUCAUGUUAACCGGGCCCCCUCAUGUAUCUUUCAGCUUGUUGUACAGCACUAUCAGCAGCAUUUGAACAGGCUAAAGUUGUGUAUUACUAUCUGCUGGUGGCAGGUGAUUCACCAAUUUGUACUAAA
Molecule: messenger RNA, 1432 nt
Organism: Panicum hallii
Lineage: Eukaryota; Viridiplantae; Streptophyta; Magnoliopsida; Poales; Poaceae
Product: elongator complex protein 4-like
Exons: 8
Coding region: 52-1182 (376 amino acids)
Biological process (GO): tRNA wobble uridine modification
Cellular component (GO): elongator holoenzyme complex; transcription elongation factor complex; cytoplasm
Source: RefSeq, a predicted model, not a curated record